AUGAAUAUAAUUAAUAUUCUUUACAGAACAAUGUUAAAAAAUUCAUCUUUUAAGUUUGUCCAUGAAUGUUCACGGGGAGUUAUUCUGAGGCAAUUGAGCUUUCAAAGAACCACAAUGACAUCUACUAUUGAUUGGAAACCUAUUAAAUCUCACAAUAAUCCAAACGAUAGAAAUGGUUCAAAUCAAAACGGUAAGAAAAGCAGGGCUGGUAAAAAAAUUGCAUUGGGUUUGAUGAUUGCUAUGCCAGUAAUCUCAUUUUACUUGGGUACCUGGCAACUAAGAAGAUUAGACUGGAAGACUAAAUUGAUUGCAGAAUGUGAAACCAAAUUAACUUAUUCACCUAUCAAUAUACCCAAAAAUUUUACAGUGGACAUGUGUGAGGAUUGGGAAUAUCGUAAGAUUAAAGUUAAGGGACAUUUCGUAUAUGAAGAAGAAUUAUUUGUUGGUCCAAGAGCUAAGAAUGGAGAAAAAGGAUAUAUCCUAUUCACACCAUUUGUUAGAUCAGAUACAGGUGAAAAAAUAUUGGUGGAACGUGGUUGGAUAAGUGAGGAACAUGUGCCACCAGAAAAUAGAUCUUUACAUCAUUUAUCUAUACCAGAUCCCAACAAAGAUAUUGAACUAAUAUGUUUAGUACGUCCACCAAAGAAACGUGGGAGAUUUCAAUGGGAAAAAACAGAUUCAGAUUCGAGGUUAUGGCAAGUGGCAGAUAUAUUUGAUAUGGCUAAAAGUGUUGGUUGCAAACCAAUAAAUUUCCAAGCCAUAUAUGAUUUAUGUGAUCAUCCAGAAUGGCGAACUAAUUACCAAAACAAUAGUAGAGAUGGUGAAAGAAAAACAAAUCAAGAAAAAAGAUCUUUCUUAUGGAAAUUAAUACCAUACCAUAGAUCCAGUGAAAAUGAUAAUAAGAAUGUUAGUGACGAGGCCAAUGAAUUUGGCAUUAAUGAUAAAAAUACCGAAUUUACAGAAUGGCAAUUUAUGAAAGCAGGUGUACCGAUUGGUAAGAAACCAACAGUUGAUUUAAGAAAUAAUCAUUUACAAUAUCUUGUAACCUGGUAUGGUCUAUCAUUUUUAAGUACUAUAUUCUUAAUAGUAGCAUUAAGGAAGUAUUGGUGGAAGGGCAACGUUGUAUCACAAUUACAAUUGAAACAAGAUAAGCUGAAACACGCAAAAAGAUUUUCAUAA
This is a messenger RNA of Arxiozyma heterogenica, 1179 nucleotides long. It is a transcript of the gene SHY1, whose product is annotated as cytochrome oxidase assembly protein SHY1. The record is from RefSeq and is a predicted model, not a curated record. Bases 1 to 1179 code for a protein of 392 amino acids. Gene Ontology annotation, cellular component: membrane; mitochondrion. Gene Ontology annotation, biological process: mitochondrial respiratory chain complex IV assembly. NCBI's taxonomy places the organism in Eukaryota, Fungi, Ascomycota, Saccharomycetes, Saccharomycetales, Saccharomycetaceae. The transcript has a single exon.